GCCCCUCCAGGUGGGGAAAGGCAUGGGGUGAGCCCACAGAAGUCAAUUCCCAUGCUUUCCUGUGGGAACCCCUCUCGGGAUCCCCAUUCCUACCCUGCUAUCUGAUAUCCAGUCCCACUCUGCUCUCUUUAAGUCUUUCUGGACGCUCAUUCUCUAGAACCACAGAGGAAGCCAGAAUGGCCAACCGCAACCCACAAUCUCAGAAAUGACUGCCAUGUCCUGCCCUGGGCUCCCUGACCCUAAUCUCACCUUCUAUCGCUGUCCUUGGACUCAGACCCAGGUGUCCACUGUCCGUAUUGUGGGUCCAGAGGUCCCCUGAGUUCAGGGGUAUCCUCCUGCCUGCUCAGGCCAGGAUGGAGGAAAGGAGACCCGAGGAAGCAGCAUGGCCAGUGUAUUUCUGGAGGGCACUCAGACCCAAGGAAGGAGGCAGAAAGCCAGACCAAGCAGGGCCAAGGGCAUGCCGCAGGCUCCCAGGAGCAGCCCCAGGCCCAGAAGCAGCAGUAGCAGAGCCUGCUGGGGGCUGAGUCUUCCUGGGACCACCACCCUAGAUAGGAGUACAGCCUCCUGCCGUCCUGGAUCCUCACCAGGCCCCUGACUCUGGCCUCCCGUGGGAAGUAUGUGCUGUGUCUCGGGGGCAUCUGCGGGCCUGUGGAGAGAAGGUGGCCGCUGGGCUCCAAGAACUGGACUACUUGCUCCCCUGCUUACACUUACACACCUGCCAGGCUCCUGCACACUUACCAGUGGAGCAGAUCCAAGGCCAGGAAGCUGACCAGGAGCAGCAGCAGCAGCCAGGCUGGGCCAGGCGUGGAAAAGAUCGCCUGAAUUGUGAGCCCCAGUGUCCCCAGGCCUAGGACACUGUUGAGCAGCUGGGCCAGGUUAGGGCCCCCGGGGGACAUACAUGGACCCACUGGACUCCACGACUCCUGCCCAGCACCCAAGCCCCUUGGAGGGACUGGGAUAGGAUGAGCAAGGGCUUUGGGCCUAGGGCUCCUUGUGGGGAUCUGAGUGACCAGGAAGGCAUUCUAACCCCAUCCUCACACGAGCAGCUGAGCAAGAGAGGAAGGACUGCGGUCUUUUUCUGGACCUCAGAACAGAGCCCCCGGAUUCGCAUCAUCAAGAAGAAAAAGGUCAUUGUAAAGAAACGGAAGAAGCUCACUACACCCAGACCCCCGGUGACUACCAGGUCUCCAGUGAUCACCACCCCUGCGGGAGCCCUUGACCUCCCAGAGGAGAAGGAACCAGGCUGUCCCCCUCUGGGCCUGGAGUCCCUGCGAGUUUCAGAUAGCCAGCUCGAGGCAUCCAGCAGCCAGUCCUAUGGUCUCGGACCACACCGGGGACGGCUCAACAUCCAGUCAGGGCUGGAGGAUGGUGAUCUCUAUGACGGGGCCUGGUGUGCGGAGCCCCAGGAUGCUGAGCCGUGGCUUCAGGUUGAUGCCAGGCACCCCACCCGCUUCUCGGGCAUUAUCACACAGGGCAGGAACUCUGUCUGGAGGUACGACUGGGUCACCUCAUACAAGGUCCAGUUCAGCAAUGACAGUCGGACGUGGUGGGGGAGUAGGAACCGUAGCAGUGGGAUGGAUGCGGUAUUUCCUGCCAAUUCAGACCCGGAGACCCCAGUGCUGAACCUCCUGCCUGAGCCCCAGGUGGCCCGCUUCAUUCGCCUGCUGCCCCAGACUUGGCUCCAGGGAGGCAAUUCUUGCCUACGGGCAGAGAUCCUGGCCUGCCCGGUCUCAGAUCCUGAAGACUUAAUCCAUAAGGCCCCUGAACUGGGAUCCUCUGACCCUUUGGACUUCCGGCAUCACAAUUACAAGGCCAUGAGGAAGCUGAUGAAGGAGGUGAACGAGCAGUGCCCCAACAUCACCCGCAUCUACAGCAUUGGGAAGAGCCACCAGGGCCUGAAGCUGUAUGUGAUGGAGAUGUCGGACCACCCCGGCCAACAUGAGCUGGGAGAGCCUGAGGUGCGCUAUGUGGCCGGCAUGCACGGGAAUGAGGCCCUGGGCCGGGAGCUGCUCCUGCUCCUGAUGCAGUACAUGUGUCGUGAGUACCUGCGAGGGGACCCGCGAGUGACCCGACUGCUCACUGAGACACGCAUUCACCUGCUGCCCUCCAUGAACCCCGACGGUUAUGAGACUGCCUUUCACCGGGGCUCAGAGCUGGUAGGCUGGGCAGAGGGCCGCUGGAACUGGCAGGGCAUUGACCUCAACCAUAAUUUUGCCGACCUCAACACGCCACUGUGGGAAGCAGAGGAUGAUGGGCUCGUGCCCGACACGGUCCCCAACCAUCACCUGCCACUGCCCACUUACUACACCCUGCCCAACGCCACUGUGGCUCCUGAAACACGGGCAGUGAUCCAGUGGAUGCAGCGGAUCCCCUUUGUGCUGAGCGCCAACCUCCAUGGGGGUGAGCUCGUGGUGUCCUACCCGUUCGACAUGACUCGGACCCCGUGGGCUGCUCGUGAACUCACGCCCACCCCAGACGAUGCCGUAUUCCGCUGGCUCAGCACCGUCUAUGCUAGCACUAACCGGGCCAUGCAGGACCCGGACCGCCGACCCUGCCACAACCAAGACUUCUCCUUGAAUGGAAACAUCAUCAACGGCGCCGACUGGCACACAGUCCCUGGGAGUAUGAACGACUUUAGCUACUUGCACACCAACUGCUUUGAGAUCACCGUGGAGCUGUCCUGUGACAAGUUCCCGCACGAGAGCGAGCUGCCCCAGGAGUGGGAGAACAACAAGGAUGCCCUCCUCACCUACCUGGAACAGGUGCGAAUGGGCAUCGCAGGAAUUGUGCGCGACAAGGACACAGAGCUCGGGAUUGCGGAUGCUGUCAUUUCUGUGGACGGGAUUAACCACGAUGUAACGACAGCAUGGGGUGGGGAUUACUGGCGCCUGCUGACCCCAGGGGACUAUAUGGUGACCGCCAGUGCUGAAGGCUAUCACUCAGUGACGAGGAGCUGCCGAGUCACCUUUGAAGAGGGCCCAGUGCCCUGCAAUUUCCACCUCACCAAGACUCCCAAACAAAGACUUCGAGAACUGCUUGCCUCCGGGGCCAAGGUGCCCCCAGACCUUCGGAGGCGGCUGGAGCGCCUGAGGGGACAGAAGAAUUAACACCUUCAGGUGACACAGCCACAGAGCUGUGGGCAGGCUGGACCUGUCCAGAACUGAAAGUGGGAGGGAAAGAGUGGGGGGAGAGGUGCCCAGGCUCAUUAAAGCUGCUUGGUACCUCAG
Messenger RNA from Suricata suricatta (meerkat), 3227 nucleotides. It is a transcript of the gene CPXM1, whose product is annotated as carboxypeptidase X, M14 family member 1. The coding region runs from base 963 to 3107 and encodes 714 amino acids. Gene Ontology annotation, molecular function: metallocarboxypeptidase activity; zinc ion binding. The record is from RefSeq and is a predicted model, not a curated record. The transcript is spliced from 15 exons. Gene Ontology annotation, biological process: proteolysis. Lineage: Eukaryota; Metazoa; Chordata; Mammalia; Carnivora; Herpestidae.